AUGUGGGUAGGAGAGGGAUUGAAGGUUGAAGAGAUUCAUGGGAAAGGAAGGGGUUUGGUUUCAUCUCAGCCAUUGAAAGGUGGUCAAGUUGUGCUCAAAGAUUCCCCGAUUCUCCUCUACUCUACUCGCCCGUUGAAUCCGCAGCAGCAAGUCCAUUCAACCUCCGCUCUCUACUGUGACAAUUGCUUCAGAAGGAUACAGCCAGCUUCAGCUGCAAUACCUUGCCCUUCAUGCUCUCACAACAACAAUCACCAUUUCUGCAGCACUAACUGCCUCUCAGUUGCAGCUGCCUCCUCUCACUCUCCUUGGGUAUGCCAAUCCCUUGCUCGCUUAAGUAAUUACCCUGAUCUUACUGUUCAUCAGCCUCUGGAGCGCCAGGUUCAAGCUCGGUAUCUCGUGGCUGCCUACAAUCUAGCUAUAGUGAACCCUUCCCAGUUCCAAAUUCUGAUGUCUCUCCAAUCCACCCACAGUGGUGAUGACGUUGCAUCAGCGAAAGCUGCCGUUUUCCUGCACUCCCUUAUAUCCACGCUUUGCCCGCCUCCUACCACAGCGCAAGGGUUUGCCUUUACGUUGGAACUGACAUCCUCUCUUCUGGCGCGGGACAAGCUCAAUGCUUUCGGUUUGAUGGAGAACAUUCGUGGGGAGAGGUCGGUCAGGGCUUAUGGUAUCUACCCGAGAGCUUCUCUGUUCAAUCACGAUUGCCUCCCGAAUGCUUGUAGAUUUGAUUAUGUGGACUCGGAGUCCGGUUCUAAUACCGACAUCAUCAUUCGGAUGAUUCACGAUGUCCCUCAGGGCAGAGAGAUCUGCCUUAGUUAUUUUCCAGUCAAUGAGAGCUACUCAUGUCGGCAGAAGAGACUGCUUGAGGAUUAUGGAUUCGCCUGUGAUUGUGACCGAUGUAAAGUUGAAGCGAAUUGGUCUGAUUCGGAUCAAGAGGAAAACGACGGGGGAGAGACUGACCAGGUGGAGGAGAUGGAUGAGGACCAAGAUGAGGAAAUGGAGGCAGGGGAAGAAGAUCUUCAUUCGGGUGAUGAUGAAGCCCGAGAAGACUUUCCUCAUGCUUACUUCUUCUUGAGGUACAUGUGUAAUGUGGAGAAUUGCUGGGGGACAAUGGCUCCUUUGCCUCCAUCAGAUGGUAACUCAUCUAAUUUGCUGGAGUGUAAUGUGUGUGGUAAUCUGAAAAAUGAUGAGCUUCUUGGUGCUGAAUGCUGA
This is a messenger RNA of Linum tenue, 1209 nucleotides long. The record is from the annotation of a GenBank genome assembly. Lineage: Eukaryota; Viridiplantae; Streptophyta; Magnoliopsida; Malpighiales; Linaceae.